Fonsecaea nubica is the source of this 2229-nucleotide messenger RNA. RefSeq lists its product as hypothetical. Gene Ontology annotation, biological process: pseudouridine synthesis; box H/ACA snoRNP assembly; ribosome biogenesis. The record is from RefSeq and is a predicted model, not a curated record. Bases 1 to 2229 code for a protein of 742 amino acids. Gene Ontology annotation, cellular component: sno(s)RNA-containing ribonucleoprotein complex. The transcript has a single exon. Lineage: Eukaryota; Fungi; Ascomycota; Eurotiomycetes; Chaetothyriales; Herpotrichiellaceae. Gene Ontology annotation, molecular function: RNA binding.
AUGGACGCCGAAGACUUUCCAACAUCUCCUGCUAAGCGUCAGAGGACAGGCUCUCCAGAAGAAACCAGAAGUAACCUCGAUCCUCUCCAGUCGACAUCCCCAACCGACCAAAAUGGUACCGUCAACGAGCAGCCCGCUGCCGAGCAGAGCGUUCCCGUGGCAGAGUCAGCACCAGAAUCACAGGCCGAGCCAGAGACAACAUCUUGCCGUUUGGAUAAGAGUGAAGACCAUGCCACCCAACAUCCGUCGAAUUCUCUUCUAGAUGCGUUGAUGCUGCAAGUCGAGGCCGAGGCCGCUGCCACCGCAAGACGUUCCUCGCACCCUUCUGGAGAAGCCAGUGACACCCAGCCUAUGCUAAUCGACGGAGAACAUAACAAGGUUGAAGAUGGACGACAUGUUCCGCAGGCAAAUACAACGGAACCAGCCACUACAACUCAGGAGCCUGCACAGGAUGCUACUGGCGCGGGCGAUGUUGAGACAAUGGACGUGACAGAAAAUCAUGAUGCGCAACAAGGCAGCGUUACGCACGUUGAACCAGACGCCAAUGUCUCGAUACCCACUGUGGGAAAUGCUGCGGAUACACCGACCGUCGUCGGUCUCAACUCAACAGAUACAACCUUCCCUGACGGCGCCGAUGAACCCCAACCAGGUGCGGAGGGUGCCGAGUGGGAAAUCGAUUCAUCACCCUACGAGUCCUCUUCAGACUCCGACUCCGACACCUCUGAGGAUACGUCGUCGGAGGAAGACAGCGACGAGGAUGCUGACGGCGACUACGCCAUGCUGGACCCCGAGGAGACGGCAAGAAUACUCAUGCAAGGUGAUGCAGGUUCGGAUGACGAAGGAGGAGGACCCCGAGACAGAAAAGAGGGAGGUCCACUCCGGACGGCAAAUGAACGUGUGGAAGAAGUCAUACCCAAACCGAACAUUACUGUCACAGAAGAUAUGAAGAUUGAAGAACUGGGCAACGUUGAAUUCGUGGUCGAGAGUACGGUCGUUGUGAAGGCCCAUACUUCGGGAGAAUAUCAAGUCUUGGAACCUGGAUCCUUGAUUUGUCUCAAGGACCGAUCGGUGAUUGGAGUGGUUGCCGACUUGAUUGGAAGAGUCGAGGAACCCAGAUACACGAUUCGGUUCACCAAUGAGGACGAUAUCAAAAGCGCCGGGGUUUCCGAAACUGGCACCACGGUCUUCUACGUCCCUCAACAUUCCACGUUUGUCUUCACCCAACCCCUGAAGGGUGUCAAGGGAAGUGACGCGUCGAAUUUCCACGAUGAGGAAGUUGGUGAGGACGAGAUGGAGUUCUCGGAUGACGAGGCCGAGGCCGAGCACAAGCGCCAGAUGAAAGCCAAGAGGCAGGGGAGGUCGCUGGAGCCAGGCAGGGGCCGUGGCAACUCGAAGUUUUCUAGAGGGUCGCAUCGUGGCGGGGGCAGAGGAGGUCAUCAUACCGACCAUCGUCACCGCAACCCCGGUGAUGGCUCCGCCUACGGCAAUGGCUCCCUGGAAAUGAACUAUGACGAUGCCCCGGUGCCAGAUGCAGGCGACGACGGCUAUACGCCAUUGCAAAGACCGCCUGGUCUCGCAGAGAUGGUCGCCAAAGGCGAGCAGCCUCAAGAGGCGUUCCGGGAACGCGGUAUGACGCAUCCACUUCCACCGCCUCCGCAAACUUCACAUUUCAGAGGAGGGGAGUCGGGUGGGCGAGGGAGAGGCUACGGUCACGGGCGAGGGGGUCGAGGAGGAUUCCGGCCGCAGCGUGGACGGGGAGGUUUCAAUCAGCACCAGCCUCAGCAGCCUCGAGAGCCUCCGUUCGGUCAGUAUAACGCAUCCCACAGCAACCAUCAAAAUGGGUACAACCCAUCGUCCACCGCACCCUUGCCUAGUCUCAACGUCCCGACGACGCCUUCCAUAACACCGCAAAACAUAACAUACCCACCAAUGACGCCUUCACCCAUCACUCCUCUCCCGAAUGUCUCGUUCAAUUUUGGCCAGGGCUUUCAACCACCGACCAACUUUGCACCAUUCGUCGCUCCACCGGGCAUGCCUCCACCGCCCUUGUUCCCUGGUGGCAAUUUCGCCCCUCACCAGGCGCAGCACCACCAGCAGCAGCACUUGGGCCAGUACCAGGGCGGACCGCAGAAUUACCUCUCCGGAGCAUGGGCCAGUAACCCGGCGAUCGCAGCGGCGCUGCAGAGACAAGUGGAAGAACAGCGGCGGGCACAGGGACAGGGACAGUAG